This is a messenger RNA of Carica papaya (papaya), 2734 nucleotides long. Its product is annotated as Protein kinase superfamily protein. Gene Ontology annotation, biological process: protein phosphorylation. Lineage: Eukaryota; Viridiplantae; Streptophyta; Magnoliopsida; Brassicales; Caricaceae. Gene Ontology annotation, molecular function: protein kinase activity; ATP binding. The record is from RefSeq and is a predicted model, not a curated record.
GCCACCUCACUUGAGAGAAAGAGUCUGAAUUUCUGUGUAAUUUCUUUUGACAAGCUCACGCACUUUAGACGAACAAAAAGGCAAAAGCCUCGGUUCCAUGGAUGGAACCUUGGGGGUCAUCUUUAACUGCUAGCUACCAGCUGAGAAAAAUAAAAAAUAAAAAAAAAAGAAGAAAGAGAGAAAAAGUUUUGUGUUUGUGUGUUGUUGAAAUUUUAACGAAAAGAAGUACUCAAUUUGAUAAAAAGUUCCUUAAAGUUUCAUUCUUUUGCUAACUAGUCAUCUGGGCACCUCAAAAAAGCAUCUGGGUUUUCGUGAUAUUUCUUACUUGUUAGGACACUGUUCAUGUGUGCCAAUAAUGCAAUCUCCUCUCUCUCUCUCUCUCCAUGAAGAAUCUUCAUAUGGGUUUUGAUUAUGAGAUGCGUUGAAGAAGAUUUGGGAGGAAAAGUGGUGGUGGUUGCUGUUAGAGCGUCUAAGGAGAUCCCAAGGACUGCUUUGGUCUGGACUUUGACUCAUGUCGUUCAGCCUGGGGAUUGCAUUAAGCUGCUAGUUAUUCCUGCUCAUUCCUCAAGUAAAAGGACAUGGGCAUUUUCAAGAUUCACCAGUGAUUGUGCCACCAGACAUGGGUGGUCUCUGUCAGGAACUAAUUCAGAUCAGAAAGAUGAUAUUGUGGAUUCUUGCUCCCAUAUGAUGCGUCAAUUACACGAUGUGUAUGAUCCAGGGAAGAUAAAGAUCCGGAUAAAAAUCGUCCCUGCCUCACGUUGUGGAAUAGUUGCUGCUGAAGCCAUGAAGACUCAAUCAAAUUGGGUUAUAUUGGACAAACAAUUGAAACACGAAAUGAGGUGCUGCAUGGAAGAGCUGCAUUGCAAUGUUGUGGCUAUGAAACGGUCUAGGCCUAAGGUUCUUCGUUUGAAUUUAAUCGGAUCACCAAAAAUGGAACCACAAAAGGCUUCUUCAUCUUCAUUUCAGUUACAACCACUUCUGAGGAAUUUAAAAAGUGAGAGUAAUAAGUUAGAUAUGAUCAGGGGACCAUCUGUGACUCCUGCAAGUAGUCCAGAGCAAGAGUCGUCAUUGACUGCAACAGAUGUCGGGACUUCAUCAAUAUCAAGCUCAGAUCCAGGGACUUCACCAUUUUUAUUAUCAGGAAUUUUUGCAAGUCAGAAGAAAGCAGCCUCUUUUAUCAAUGAAGAAAAGCAGAGUUUGUUUGAAUCUGACUCUGAUACUGAUAAUGAAAACGAGGGUCCUCCUUCUAGAGGUUCCUGCUCCAGACAAUGGAUGACUAAUCUUCUCAGUUCUAGUGGUGAAUUUUCUGAACUAUUCACACAAGGUUCAACAAAACACAUUGAUUCAGCUCUGACUUCAACUUAUGAAGUCUUGCUGGAGAAGUUAUCUACAUUAGGUCGAGAACCUGAUGUAGGGGCGUGUAAUUAUAAGCUUGAUCUGAAAUUAAGCAAAAGUGUGAGAGAAGUAAUUUCCUUGUCCAGAAAUGCACCUCCUAGACCUCCUCCCUUGUGUUCAAUUUGUCAGCACAAGGCUCCUAUAUUUGGGAAUCCUCCGAAGUGGUUCAGCUAUGCUGAACUGGAACUUGCUACAGAUGGAUUUUCUCAAAAAAAUUUCUUGGCUGAAGGUGGGUUUGGAUCUGUUCACCGAGGUCUCUUACCAGGUGGCCAGGUUGUUGCUGUCAAGCAAUAUAAGAUAGCAAGUUCUCAGGGUGAUCGAGAAUUUUGUUCAGAAGUGGAGGUUUUGAGUUGUGCGCAGCAUCGAAAUGUUGUCUUGCUUAUUGGUUUCUGUGUGGAGGGUGGACGAAGAUUGCUUGUUUAUGAAUACAUAUGCAAUGGUUCUUUGGAUUGUCAUCUUUAUGGACGUGCUAGAGAUCCAUUAACAUGGUCUGCGCGACAAAAAGUUGCAGUUGGAGCAGCUCGAGGAUUGAGAUACCUCCACGAGGAAUGUAGAGUCGGUUGUAUUGUUCAUCGUGAUAUGCGGCCCAACAAUAUCCUUCUCACCCAUGAUUUUGAACCAUUAGUUGGGGAUUUCGGACUGGCAAGAUGGCAGCCUGAUGGAGACAAGGGAGUUGAGACACGAGUAAUUGGGACGUUUGGUUACUUGGCUCCGGAAUAUGCUCAAAGUGGACAAAUCACAGAGAAAGCUGAUGUCUACUCGUUUGGGGUUGUAUUAGUGGAGCUUAUUACAGGACGGAAAGCUAUGGAUAUAAAGCGGCCCAAAGGGCAGCAAUGCCUCACUGAAUGGGCACGCCCACUUUUACAACGACAUGCCAUUCACGAACUACUUGAUCCAUGCUUAAGGAACUGCUACGCAGAAAAUGAGGUGUAUGGUAUGAUGCAAUGUGCAAUGAUGUGCAUCAGGCGGGACCCUAAUUCAAGGCCUCGCAUGUCACAGGUUCUUCGAAUGUUGGAAGUGGAUAGCAUCAUGGAUUCCGCCAGUGGCAUGUGAAGACUUGAGUAAGACGUCAGCUGCAUGCAAGUAACCUUUAUCUUGGAAUGAACCAGAAGACAUAUUUAGGUUGGAAGUCUGACGCCGUUGGGUGACAAUGUAGGUUAGCCCUUUGGUAAAUGAACAUGUAAAAUGGUGGAUACCAUAAAGUAAUUAUAUUGACCAAUUCUUGAGACUGAUUUUAGUACUAUAUGAUAUAGAAUUUUGGUAGCAGAGCUGUCCGAGUGAUCCAAAUUUUGUAAAUUUUCUCUCUGAUUACUUAAUAGCAUUUGAUGUAGUUUGAAGA